AUGGCAACAUCCUCUGAUGCCGCCGGUGGUGGCCGGACAACAUGGCAGGGCGCCGGCGCCGCUGAAUUUGAUUUGAGGAGUGACACUAUGACCAAGCCAACUCCCUCCAUGCUCAACGCCAUCUGCCAGACGACCCUUUCAGACGAUGUUUUCGAGGAAGACACCGUGACAAAUGACUUACAAACAUAUGUCGCCAAACGUACUGGUCACGAGGCGGGGCUAUUGGUGAUGUCGGGUACAAUGGGGAACCAAGUUGCCAUUCGCACCCACUUAGUCGAACCGCCAUACUCCGUUGUUUGUGAUUAUCGGUCCCACAUCAUUUGCUAUGAGGCGGGAGGUGUCAGUGCUUGGACGGGAGCUACAGUUAUACCCAUUAUUCCCAAGAAUGAAACCUAUAUCACGCUCGAGGAUGUUCAGAAGAAAGUGAUAAUUAGCGAUGAUGUCCACAAAUGCCCCACAAAGUUGAUAAGUUUGGAGAAUACACUGGAUGGGAUGAUAAUGCCGCUAGAGGAAGCCCGCAGGAUUACGGAGUGGGCGCACAAAAAUGGAAUCAAGGUACACCUGGAUGGCGCGAGAUUGUGGGAGGCUGUGGUGUCGGGAGCAGGGAGCUUGGAGGACUACACCAGCCUCUUUGAUAGCAUUAGUCUGUGCUUCUCUAAGGGUCUAGGUGCACCUAUUGGCAGCAUUAUAGUUGGAUCAGAAGCUUUUAUCAAAAAGGCCCGCUGGUUUCGCAAGUCAGUGGGAGGCGGCACCCGUCAAAGUGGAGUGAUAGCUUCGGCUGCAAGGGUUGCUCUGGAUGAAACCUUUGGAAAAGACGCUCACGGACAGCAAGGAAAGCUCCGAGAGACCCAUAUCAAAGCGAAACGUGUCGCAGAUAUGUGGACGAAUCGUGGUGGCAAACUAGCCUACCCCGUCCAUACUAACAUGGCAUGGCUGGACAUUGAGGCAUCUGGGCUAGGGCCCAAUGAUCUGGCCGAGACCGGGAAAGAGAAAGGACUAAAGCUCUUGGGGAACAGAAUUGUUGUCCAUUACCAGGUAUCAGAUGAUGCAAUCAACCGCCUGGGGCAAGUAUUUGACAUGGUGCUGGGAGGCCAACACAAACAGAGUGCUGACAGCAGUAAGCCUUACGGCAGCCGAUAG
Molecule: messenger RNA, 1140 nt
Organism: Aspergillus versicolor CBS 583.65
Lineage: Eukaryota; Fungi; Ascomycota; Eurotiomycetes; Eurotiales; Aspergillaceae
Product: threonine aldolase GLY1
Exons: 3
Coding region: 1-1140 (379 amino acids)
Biological process (GO): L-threonine catabolic process; glycine biosynthetic process
Cellular component (GO): cytosol
Molecular function (GO): L-allo-threonine aldolase activity
Source: RefSeq, a predicted model, not a curated record